Molecule: messenger RNA, 831 nt
Organism: Penicillium egyptiacum
Lineage: Eukaryota; Fungi; Ascomycota; Eurotiomycetes; Eurotiales; Aspergillaceae
Source: the annotation of a GenBank genome assembly
AUGUCGAACGAGAAUCUCAUUACCGUUACCUACCAGGAUCGAGUAGCGAUUGUGACACUCAACCGGCCUGACAAGCUAAACGCUCUCAAUGCCGACCUAUACUACCUUCUAGGCGACCGUCUACGCGAGAUUGACUCAAGAGAGGAUAUUUUCAUUACAGUGCUGACCGGAAAAGGACGUUUCUUCUCCGCCGGAGCCGAUGUAACUAGCGUACGCCCUGGUAGCGACGGUACCAACGCGAACGUGCGCCGCGAGCUAGUAAAGAGCUUUGUCGCAAAUAACGUUGAUGUCACCCGCACCUUCUACAGCCACUCCAAGAUCCUCGUUGUUGCACUGAACGGGCCCGCCGUCGGUCUUUCAGCAGCACUAGUCGCCCACGCUGACUUCAUCUACGCUGCCCCGCACACUUUCAUUCUGACUCCCUUCUCCUCGCUUGGUCUCGUCGCCGAAGGCGGCGCUAGUCGUGCCUUCGUCGAGCGCCUCGGCAUCGCCAAGGCAAAUGAGGCACUCAUCAUGAGCAAGCGAAUUACCUGUGACGAGCUUGUUUCGACUGGCUUCGUGAAUAAGGUUAUUACGCCCGAGUCCGGAAAGAAGGAGGAUUCUGAUGGGUUCUUGAAGAAGGUGCUUGAGGAGGUCGAUGACCAUCUUGGUACACACUUGAACCAGACUAGUCUGUUGAAGAUUAAGGAGCUGGUAAGACGGCCUGAGAGGGAGCUUUUGGAUCGCCAGAAUGGUCUCGAGGCGUUUAUGGGGCUUGAGCGCUUUAUGAAGGGAACCCCGCAGGAAGAGUUCCGGAGAUUGGCGUCUGGUGAGAAGAGGCAUAAACUUUAG